This is a messenger RNA of Rhineura floridana, 2040 nucleotides long. RefSeq names its product hyaluronidase-4-like. Gene Ontology annotation, biological process: carbohydrate metabolic process; hyaluronan catabolic process. The transcript has 6 exons. Gene Ontology annotation, molecular function: nucleic acid binding; hyalurononglucosaminidase activity. Bases 1 to 2040 code for a protein of 679 amino acids. The record is from RefSeq and is a predicted model, not a curated record. NCBI's taxonomy places the organism in Eukaryota, Metazoa, Chordata, Lepidosauria, Squamata, Rhineuridae.
AUGACCCAGCAGGUUCACUUUACAACUUGGAUGCAUAUUACAUUUAUGUGGAGUUCUACUUUUGCCAUGAAACCAGCUCAGCUACCUGUGUUCCGAAGGAAGCCUUUUAUUGCAGCCUGGAAUGCACCAACAGAUCAUUGCUCAACCAGAUAUAAUGUAACAAUUAACCUGAACAUGUUCCAUGUGACUGGAAGCCCAUUCGCCAAAGCAAGAGGACAGAAUGUGACUAUAUUUUAUGUCAAUAGACUAGGAUAUUACCCAUGGUACACUUCACGGGAAAUCCCAGUUAAUGGUGGCCUACCUCAGAAUUUCAGCUUGCAAAAGCAUCUGGAUAAAGCUCGCCAGGACAUUAACUACUACAUUCCUGAUAAAAAUUUCACUGGAUUAGCAGUCAUAGACUGGGAACACUGGAGACCACAAUGGGACCGCAACUGGAAUACAAAAGAUAUUUACAGGAGACAGUCAAGAAAACUAAUUUCUGAAAUGCAUGAGAAUGUUUCAGCAAAUGCUGUUGAGCGUUUAGCUAAACUUUCAUUUGAGCAAUGUGCUAAAGCAUUCAUGAAAGAGACAAUUGAGCUGGGAAUUAAAAGUAGACCCAAGGGCCUGUGGGGAUACUACUUAUAUCCUGACUGCCACAAUUAUAAUUUUCAUGACCAGAACUAUACUGGCUCUUGUCCAGAAAAUGAAGUUUUGAGGAACAAUGAACUGUGGUGGCUGUGGAACAGCAGUGCAGCCCUGUAUCCUUCCAUUGGCAUUAAGAAAUGCCUUGGAAACAGUGAAAAUAUAUUACGCUUUGCACAGUUUAGAGUGAAUGAAUCUAUGAGGAUUUCCUCAAUGACAUCACAUGAUUAUGCUCUUCCAGUAUUUGUAUAUACCCGACUAGACUAUAGAGACGAGCCCUUGUUAUUUCUUUCUAAGCAAGAUCUUCUUAGCACUGUUGGAGAAAGUGCUGCCUUGGGAGCUGCAGGAAUUGUUAUUUGGGGAGACAUGAAUUUAACGUCAUCUGAGGUCAACUGUACAAAGGUGAAACAAUUCAUUGCUUCCAAGUUAGGUUUCUACAUUGUCAAUGUAACCAAAGCAGCAGAGGUAUGCAGCUGGCAUCUUUGUCACAACAACGGGAGGUGCGUACGAAGAAAUUGGAAAGCUUUGGACUACCUUCAUUUAAAUCCCCAUAACUUUCAAAUAGAUGCCUCAGAAGACCUGGGAUUUACUGUGAGUGGAGAAGCAUCACUUACUGACGUUCAAAUGAUGGCAGAGAAAUUCACCUGCCAUUGUUAUCAAGGCUUUGAAGGCCUUGAUUGUUUGGAAAUUACAACUACAGUGAAAGGGUUGACCCUCGGACAUUCCACCACUGUCUGGACGUCGCAUGCUCUUUCGGCUUUGCUGCGAAAAGGUACCACACAGGUGUUUUCAGCACAGAGACAGCAACAGCUGGAAGCAGAGCUGCUAGAGGAUCCAAAUGUGCGGUUUGAACGCUGUGGACCGUUAAACCCAGCCACCCUCUUGCCCGAGUUACCCCCGCCUUUUCCGGAACACGACUGUGUAGAAGUCUUGCAAUCUACUUUACAGAUCAGACCAGAUCUUUCUGAUGAACCAUUGCCAGAAUCAGAUGUUAUACUGUUUACGGAUGGCAGUUCCUACUACCAAAAUGGGGUAAGAUACACAGGUUUUGCAAUAACAACACAGUGGGACGUGGUGGAGGCGGCAGCCCUCCCAGGACGAUGGGGAGCGCAAGCAGCAGAAAUUUAUGCGCUAGCCAGAGCAUGUCAAUUGUCAGCAGAGUAUAACAUGCUUACUUUCCAGGUCCAAUACGGCAGAACCCAGCCCAAGAUGACAGAAAGAAUGAAGUUUUGUGUGGGUAUUGGUGAACCAUCAUGUUAUGCAUGGCUGAAUGAUAAAUUGAGCGCUCAGAAACCCGUACAGAAACAGCCCGGGCAGGUGGACCAGUUCACCACCAACAAGGGCCACGUGGAGAUGGAGAGGGAAAACUUGGCCGACGACAUUAUGCACUUCCAAGAAAAGAAGGAAUGUCUCUCCUAA